GCUCCCUCUCUCCCAGAAACUGGCUAUGCCUGGAAGAAGGAGCUCCCCUCCCCCCUGGGGACACCGUCUGGGGAGCCGUCCUUCGGCCCCUGCCUGCCGGGUCUGGGGGUCCCGGUCCGGCCCAGCCCGGGAGCCGACUCGGCCGUCGCCUCUACUGUGCCGUGAUAUGGCCCUGCAGAACGCCCUGUACACGGGAGACCUGGCGAGGUUGCAGGAGCUGUUUCCCCCGCACAGCACAGCCGACCUGGUCCUGGAGCACCGCGCCGCCGAGCCUCGUUGGAGCAGUCACCAGAGGGGACUCUGGUCUCUGACGUACGAAGAGGAGCUGACCACCCCGCUGCACGUGGCGGCUAGCCGGGGCCACACGGACGUUCUGCGGCUGCUGCUGAGGCGGCGGGCAAGGCCCGACAGUGCGCCCGGGGGCCGCACCGCCCUGCACGAGGCCUGUGCCGCGGGCCACGCUGCCUGUGUCCACGUACUGCUGGUGGCAGGAGCCGACCCCAACAUCCCUGACCAGGACGGCAAACUCCCCCUGCACCUCUGCCGGGGGGCUGGCACCCUCGAGUGCGCAGAACUGCUCCUGAGGUUUGGGGCGAAAGUGGAUGGCCGGUCUGAGGAGGAGGAGGAGACCCCUUUGCAUGUGGCCGCCCGGCUGGGCCACGUGGAACUGGCGGAACUCCUUCUGAGACGGGGGGCAUGCCCGAAUGCCCGGAAUGUCGAAGGCUGGACCCCACUGCUGGCUGCCUGUGACAUCCGCUGCGCAUCCUCCGCCGAGGCCGAGGCCACCACCGCCCGCUGCCUCCAGCUGUGCCACCUGCUGCUCUCGGCUGGAGCCGAGGCCGAUGCUGCCGACCAGGACAAGCGCCGGCCCCUGCACCUGGCCUGUCGCCGUGGUCACGCGGCCGUCGUGGAGCUGCUCCUGUCCUGCGGUGUCAGUGCCAAUGCCAUGGACUAUGGGGGACACACGCCCCUGCACUGCGCUCUACAGGGCCCAGCUGCGGCCUUGGCCCAGAGCCCAGAGCACGCAGUGCGAGCUCUGCUUAACCAUGGUGCCGUCCGCGUCUGGCCUGGGGCCCUCCCCAAGGUGCUGGAACGCUGGUGCACGUCUCCGAGGACCAUCGAGGUCCUGAUGAACACCUACAGCAUCACGCAGCUUCCCGAGGAGGCCAUGGCCCUGGUGCCUCCUGAAACUCUGCAGAAGCACCACCGUUUCUACUCGUCCCUUUUCGCCUUGGUGAGACAGCCCAGAUCCCUGCAGCACCUGAGCCGCUGUGCCCUCCGUGCCCACCUGGCAGCCUGCCUGCCCCACGCCCUCCCCCGCCUUCCCCUGCCACCCCGCCUGCUCCGCUACGUGCAGCUGGAUUUUGAGGACGUACUCUACUAGGUGUCCACUGCCUUUUGAGAGACCUGGAAGCCGGUGCCCCAGGCCCCAGGGGGCUCAGGUCUGCCUCUCACAGCACCCCAAGCCUGGGACGGAGUUGAGCUGGUUCAGACCGAGGUGGCCCUGUGGAUGCUGUCAUUCCCACCAGGGAGAGAGGCAGACAGACCAUGCGGCCAGGGGAUGUCUGAUGGAGAGAGAGCUGGGACUCACGGCAAGUGAUACACUCCUCUUGGUGGUCUCCCGAGGCAUCCCUCCAGCCCGGCCAGACCCUGUAUGAGCAUUAAAAAUCUGCAGGCCUGUGC
Molecule: messenger RNA, 1683 nt
Organism: Lynx canadensis (Canada lynx)
Lineage: Eukaryota; Metazoa; Chordata; Mammalia; Carnivora; Felidae
Gene: ASB10
Product: ankyrin repeat and SOCS box containing 10
Exons: 6
Coding region: 26-1384 (452 amino acids)
Biological process (GO): intracellular signal transduction
Molecular function (GO): protein binding
Source: RefSeq, a predicted model, not a curated record